ACGGCAUCCUCCGUGAGUCUGCUGCUGUUUGGCAGGAAUAUGCGACUUGCACGAGGUAGGGCGGGUUGCCGCUGCUCCGACAUCCAGUGCCGAGCCAACUGUGUGGAAAAGCAGCCGGACAACUUUAAUGUCUGCCCUCCAGAUGUGUGUGGUGAUGGAGGCUGGCGCUGGCCGGGCGCGGGGUGAUGAAUAAUGAAUCGCUGCUCUCCUCGAGGAGCGGGCUUGGCCAGCAGCGUGGCUGCGGGAGGUGGGGAAUGGGGCCCAGGGCUCGUAGCCGGGUCUGCAGUGCUUUGAGCCCAGCGAGCAGCUUUGGGGUGAAGCUCUGCGAGGGCUGGAAGUGCUGGAGGUGUCCCUUGGCUCCUGGCAUCCUGCUCUCCUUCUGUCAGCGUCUCCCUUUGGAGCUGGAAACAUGGAUCCCAGAUUUGGCUUAAUGGGGAGAAGGGUCUGCCUAAAAGGAUGCUUCUUAUUUGGAUGGGAGCUUCUCUUCUAAUUCAAUGCGCGCUUUAGAAUGUCGCCCUAAUUUAGGGCCCAGUUUGAAACAACUGUGUUUUCUGCCAGUGCCCUGAUGUGAGCAGCACAUGGUGACAGCAGGCACCGUGGCGGGGUGACACGGUUACCUGUUGCACAGGGAUGCCACACCUUGGUAGUGACAUUGCACCCGUGAGACAGUGGCCCUCAAGUUGUGACCCAGACGUGUUCUUCUUUUCCACAGUUUCUGUGGCUUUGGUUCUUUGUGCUUGUAAACACUCCGGAGGACGGGAUCUGAGCUCAAAAUGCUGUUUGCAAACUGGAGAUGCUGUUCUGAUAUCUGCUGGAGAUGGUCCUGGAAAGGGAGAGCCAGGUGCAGAGCUGGAGCAUGGAGGAGUGACAGUGCAGUGAGGGAUCUGGGGAUUAAGAUGGAUCACGGACUGAAUAUGCGUCAUCAGCAGGAGGCCUUUGUGGUAGAAAAUCCAAAAACAGAACCCAAGCCUUCACUUCACUGGGGAUGCAUUAGCCGGAGCAUUGCAAGCAUGCAAUUUAAUUAGUCUCUCCAGCUCAGUAAUGAUGAAACCAGGCUGAUGGGUUUAGUUUGGAGCGUUGCGCUGCCAGAAGGCUGCAGAAGUGGGGAUGUUCUGUAGGACGCCAUGGUGAUCAGUGCAAAAAAGAUUUGCAGAAGCAAAGUAGUUGGGCUGUGAAAGAACCGAGCGAGGGAGGGGAGAUGAGCUUUGUGAAGCCUAGAAAAGAAAGCUGUGUUCUUGGAAGAUCACCAGUUGUCACUUACCUGUGGCAAGGAGAACUUCACGUUUGGGUAUUAGAAAACAUUGUUUAAGUAGGAAGAAAAAUGAAGUGAGGGAGCAGAAUAAAAAGGUGAGGAAUCACAUCCAUUGAAGGCCUUCAGGAGGGCUGAUGCGUCUCCUGAGUGACACAGAGCUGAUUCCCUCCUGGAAGGACGUUUUCUUGAGAUGCCACCCAACCCUUAAUCUCCCUCCAGCAGCCAUAAGAAUUAAAAAUAAUCAUCACUUUUGUAAGAAGUACAAACUUUUUUCUUAAUUUCUCUCUGUACGACUGAGGAAACUUUGAAAUGCGUUUGUCCCACGGAACUGUAAUUUUCAAUGAAAGAAGUCACAUACCUCAUUUUCCUGUUUAAUUUGAGAGCUAGGAAAAAGAGUGCUGCCUUCUUGCUCCUUAUUUCCUAAUGCAAAUUCCAGAUCCUAGCAUCUCUUUAUAUCUUGCUCUUGCAGAUUGACUGGAGUUGGACUUAAAAGGGGUAAGAAUGAGUGCUAUAAUGGAGAAUUAUAUAGAGGUCAGAGAUGUAAUUAAACAGUAUCGGAAGUUAUCUUCCAUAAACACAGUGCUGUAAUACUGCCUUAGGAAUCCUCAGAGGGUUCUUGCAAGUGCUUUGCUGUGACUCUUAAGAGCUGCGUUGAGGUACAGGAAGCACUAUGUCAAUUAAAAUGGCCCUUGAAGUGUUAUUUUCCAUUGGCGUCCAAGGUGCUGGAGAAUGUCAGCUCUGUUAAAGUGCACAAGUGCACUUACACUGAAAAAUGACAAGAGCUCACCUCCGCUAGGAUCAGUAGAUUGUCUCCUCAUGUGUAUUCAGGAUCACAUCUGCUUACUUCAGUGACAGAAGCAAUUUAGCACCGCAGAGCCACUUGGCUCUGGAAGUAAUAAUUGAGAAAGAACCUAGUCUGAAUUCCCCAAAGCCAAUUGUGUCUGGCUCCGAAGUAAGCAGUUCUUUAAGCUUUCUCUUCACCUCUGAUGUUUCUCUGCCCGUAAAAUGGCCAUGACAGCUGGUGAGUGAGAUAACGAGCUGCUCAGUGUAUCUGAACAUCUCCAGGAACCCCGAGUGUUGUGCCUCUUGGUUUGAGCCUGGUGGUGUAUUUCAGGUCAGCAUCAGCCUUACUCAUACUCUGCCCUUUCAGCCCUUGCCAGGGUGACAGCCUCCUGUUCACCUGUUCUCCAUCCCUCUUGUGGCAUGCUGUUCUUUAGAUGCAGGUUGAGAGGCUUGAAUCACUCAGGUUGACUUUUUCCAGUGUAAGAGCACACAGUGAGGUAGGUGUGCAGCAAGGGGCCUGUCUGCCUUCCCUCACCUUGGGAUUUCCACUGCAGGUUGCUUUGUGCUGCUGCUGUUACCCCACACUGUGUGUUCAGUGCUACCUGCUUCUGUCAGGGGUCAGUUGUGUGGGAUUACAUCUUCCCUGGCUGCUGUGCUUUGGCUGCGAUUUCUUAUUUCCCUUCCUAAAGAUUACCUCACCGGAGAAAGCCUCACACUUGGUGUGAGUACAGCAUUGGCUUCACUCCUGGGCAGUGCAAAAAUAGGGAAUUCUGUUGUAACUCUCGCAACUGUGUGUUUUUUAUCUGAGUAUUUUGCAGUGUGUUAAGCAGCUCUCAGUACGCUGUGUUGCACUUGUCUACAGUACGUUGUGGGUAACGAUUCCACGGUGCUCACUGCUCAGCAGUUGUGUCAAGAGAUAACAAAUCACAGAAAGAGUAAUGCAGAUGAGCAGUCACUGUCUUGCCCAGGUUCAGCACCCAAAAAGCAGAUCUUUCGUUUCCUAAAACCUUGCGCUUAUCUUACAGUGAAAAACUGAUGCAGCAAAUAAAUGUUAUGCUCCACUCCCCCUCACAUGUUGCUGAGUGGUGUAUGAGAUGUGCAGGUGUGCAGCUUCCUGCUCCCCGCUGUGCAGCACCUAACAGUGGCACUGUUAGCCCUCAGCUUAGCUCCUGACCUGCCGCUUUCUGCAUGAGGUCGGGCAGCCUUGGCAAGGAACCCUGCCGCACUCCUCAGCCAAAAGGAGAAAAUGGGCUUCUGCAGUGUGUGACACGCCGAGAAGGGCAUAUGUUUCCUGUGUGGUUUUGGGAAGGGCCUCUCAGAUUUUGGCAUGUGUGCUGGGGACAAAGAAUCGCAGCACGCUGACGUUUCCUGCCUGGCUGUGACAGGGAGGGAAGGGUUUCUCCUUGCUUUCAGAGCUGCAUUGCUUCCUCAGUGCCUGCUGUGUGGGUGCCUGUAUUCCCCAGGGCAGGACAAGCCAGCCGUGCCUUUGGGUGCGCAUGGUCUCUUGCACUGCUUGGGCAGUGAGCGGUGGUUAUCAGCCUCCCGCAGCCGCUGCCGUGGAGCAAAGCACAUCAGUACAUUCACUGCACCUGGGUGUGCUCCGAGCCCGUAUUUGCUUCUUACAUUCUUCACUGCUUGAAAUACCAGUGUUUCUAUUUUACAGCGUUUUUAGAUAAAAACAUUAAUUUUCCAUCUCACAAAACCGUUGACAGCUCUCUGUCAAGGCCAGCCUCAAUUACAGCUCUCCACGGUGACAGCCGUGGUUGUGUGUGUCACAGCAUCUCCUACCUGUCCCCUGGCAGCGUGCACAUCCCAGCCCUGCGUGUCAGGUGCCAGUAUUCCCCUGCUCCAUAGCAGUAUGAGCAGCAGGCAGGCAGCUGUGUGCACCCAAGUCCUGUCUCUGCGGUGUCUCUCCCAUGUCCGGAGUGCCAGAAGCUGUCAGCAGGGGCUCCAACAAUCAUUGGAGCCCAUGUAAUUGUUCAGACCCCAGCCCGCCCAGUCCACCAGUGAGAGCCAUAAGCAGGGAAUCAGCAAGGCAGCUUUUGUUUCCUGUAACAGAGCGCUGGUAAGCGAGCUGAUGUGUUUAUUGAAGGUAUUUAAGUGCGCUGUUGCAGAGCUUGGGAGUUGAAAGAGGAUUUGGAUCUGCCUGCCAGACAGCUUCUCUUGGUCUCUCCGUGCUAUGGAGGCAGCUGCAGACCUGGGUGCUCUGUAGAGUUGUGUCCAUUGCGACUUCCAAAACGUUUCUUGGUUUCAUGGGUUUCCUUGGCAGUGGUUUUGAUGGCCCUGAGACGUUUUGCCACGUCCAAGAAGGAGCAAAGAGGCAAUAGGAUAACAGUGCCUGAUGUAUGUCAGCAGAUACAAAGAGCACAGUAAUGCAAUUUGAUAGAGCAAAUUCUCAGCUACAAAAAAAUAUAUUUUUCAACACAGUCACCACUGCAUCCUGAGGACUGCUUUGUUGGAUAAAUGUGGAAAAAGAGCUGUAACUGCUUGUGUUUUAAUUUCUGAGACUGUAUUUGGGGUAGCUCGUACUCUUGUCUUAGUGGAAAUCCCUGCGUCGGGGUGGAGUGGUUAGGCUAGAAACUCUGGGGCUGGGUGUUCUCUGCAAAAUGCCUUGCUUUGGUGGGAGAACGAUUACAAAUCCGAGAGGAAAUAAGCAUUUUUCUGUCGUGUUUGCUGAGAGAAGGAUUUAAACAUUCAUCCAGUUUAAGUCUGUGGAUCUGGACAAAAUGCUUGUGCGUGAGCAAGGCAUUAGGCUGAGCACCAGGCUACGCUCGCCCAAAGGUGGAUUGUCAGCUGGUAAUGGAAAACACUUUUAAUGAGGAUUUGCUGCCUGUGGCUGUGCAAGAUCUUCUCUUCACCUGUAUUUGAAAGAACCUAUGAUACUCUUGCUUCAUUUCACUAAACUGUACACAACGAAGGAAAGAAUGUCAGCUUAAAAUACUCUGACGUGUAACUCUAGGGGUAAACAGCUACCUGCAGUUGUAUGGGCUCACCUUUCUGGGCUUGAAUUGCGUUCCGUUGCUCUGGCUUUAGUUAUAAUCCCCAAAUCAUGGUUUGAAUAGACUGUUAAUGCUGUGUCUUGGAAAGAGAACACAGAUGUGUAGAUUUCAUCAAGCCCUGUAGAAACACCAGUGCCUUUGAAGGAAUCUACUGCCAUUCAUUCUUUAUUCCUUGCUCUAGUGCAGAGCUAUGUCUAGAGGCAUGCCUGUUCCUUCCUUAUUAACAAAAACACCUAGCAGGAACAGACCACAAGAAAAGCUUUGAAUUUAAGUUACUUGCUCUGAGCACAUCUUGCAGGGCUCAUUCUUCAGUGCCUCACAGAGGACUGAAUACGAAUCACUGCAUUUCUUUCUCCAGAAGCCCUGAGAGAAAGGAGCCUUGUAUCCCUGCACACUUUCCCCCAGUCAGGACCUCCUGCUUUGCCCUCCAUGACAACGAAGCUGUGUUUCAUAAUGCAUCCAUCCAAGCGUGGUUCACCAAAAACGAUGCCUGAGAGCCUCUGAGAGCUGUGGAUAAAUGGCAGCUCUCUGCUGUAACGUGCAAAGGGUUAAGUUGCUGCUUGCAUGAAGCCUGCUGAGGACCAGCCUGAAACCAGGGGGCGGUGGCUGUUGUGUAGCAUAAGCAAGUACCUCAAAGUGGAAGGUUUAUCAUCACUGUGUCCCAUCAGCUGGCGUGGCUGUGAACUCAGGGUGUUCCCAGGAGGGCUGGUGAGGAAGGCUGAGCCUCUGCUUCUGCUCUUGGGUCUUUGUUCCGGGAAAAGGCCGCAAGCACUUUUUUCACUGCGGAGUAACAGCUCAGAGAUGAAAUGUGUGUGGGUUGCAGUGUCCCUGCAAAUGCAUGGCUUCCUUCCUGAACUCUGCCAGCGAGGAAAUCGAUUUUCCUGCUUGAUUCUGAAGCGUAUUUACUUCAAGUGCCCAAAUGCAAAAAGUGUUAUCACUCCUGUGCCUUCUGACUUUGCUCUCCUACUCUUCUUGUCUUUGCUCUCCUGGGUACUGAUGGAUGUCUUCUCGUGCCUUCACUGCAGCCCAUGGUCAUAUCCUUGCACUGCCCUAUUACAAAUUGAGUCACGAGGUUGUCACCUUCCUGCUUCGCACCCUGCGGGUCUGACUGUGUGCCUGGGUUUGCUGGGAGCACUGAGGAGAGCUUCAGGUGCCUGGCAUAGGGCCUCGAGUUCCCUGGCACAAGACAAGCACGUUUUGUCACUGCUCACGUUGUUGGAGCCAGCACAGAAUGGACAUCUUGAGGUGUUUUAUGUAAUGCCUCUCAGUUUACCUGAAGCUGCCUUGCACUUGUGAGUCACUUCAAGCUUUGUUAACGGAGUUCUGCACGUUGGUAGGUCUAUACCAGGAUCUGUUGUUUCUGUGAAGGACAAAGGAAUGAAGUGCUUUACUCACAAAUAUUCUAAAAUGUUCCCAAGCGGUGGUUGUGGCAGCGUGGGCUUGGCUGUUGGUGGAUGGCAUAAGCCUGUAGUGAUGUAAGGAGCUGAUGGACAGUAGAUUGGUUUCCAUCUAGCCUCAUUUUGUCUGCAUAUGUUUUAUAUGCAUUAAUGUGUUGUGGUUUUUAUUCCAGCACCUCCGUGGAUUAUCUGUCCUUAAGAUACAAAACGUGCUUUCAUGAUGACUGAUUGUUCCAAUAAGCAGUUUUUAUAUAGUGACUGAUCACGGAAUUUAGGAAGUGCAGUUGGUGCAGUUUAGAGAUGUUUUUGCCAAUAGUUUGGUAUAUUCACGUAGUUGGAAGUCAGAGACCUACUGGGAAAGUGAAAUCUGAUUGCUUGGCAACUACACCUUGUUUUUAAUAUACUCAUACUUUAAUUUAGGCAAUGUAACAGUUGGAAUUUAUAUAUAACCUAUGUUGUAAAACACUUUUAACAAGAGCUUACGUUUGUGUUCCUGUUCUCACUGAUGGCUGCGGAGCUUGAGAGCCCACAUGCAUGCUGCCAGAGCUGCUGCUUUACCUGGGCGCCCACACCCAACCCUGAAACAUUUCCCUUCUGUGCCCAGUCAGCAUACCCUGCUGUCUUCCCUCCUUCUGCUUCACACAGCACACCUUUCAGCUGCUUCAUUCUUCUUCUUGUGUGGCACGGUGUGGAUUUCAGUGCCUUUGCUGAUUCAGAGCUGUGUUUCUUGCAGCCUUCCCACAGUCCACUGGCACGAGGCUGUUAGUAGCUGGGGCAGACAAAAGAAGGCACCUUGUUCUCUGCUCCUCCUGCCGUCAGCGUUCCCAGCUGGUGCUUGCUGUGGGAUCUCCCUUUGGUGUGAAGCUCAGAGUGAUGCUCUCACCCCUCCGCCAGCAUUCCCUUACCAUGCUGCAGCAGUGAGUGCUGAGCUUGCUCCCACCCAGCUGCUCUGAGCCCUUCUGCAGCAGCACUGUGUGACGUGGUGGCACUCAUCCUCUUCCUCCUCUGGAGUCACUUGGGUUUUCGUAUUUUCUUGUAGAGCAUUGCUGGAUCCCAGGCUCCUCUGAGGAGGGCUGACACCAACACCUGCGUGCAUCAGCUCUGAGUGGUGACCUAUUUUGGGUGUGUGCAGGAAGAGCAGUCCUUCAGAUUCUCCAGAAUGGGUUUUGUAGAGCUUUGUAAUAGAAAUACGACGAUGAGAUUGAAUGAAAUAUGAGUGGAAACACGUCUAGAUAAGCACUAGAAGAAACAACAGAAUAAGGUUAGAAGGAUGGCCUAUACUGGUGAUAAGGACACUUUUCCCAUCAAUGAAAAUGAAGAAUGUUUGUCAGGCUCAGAUCCGCAAAGCCCCAGCACAGAUGAUGUGUCAGCAGGAGACCCUGUGGUCUGACGACAGGAAGGCGGUGGCACCAGUGCCACACAUCACAUAUGCCAUUGUUUCUCCUGUCAGCCCACCAGGAAAGUGGAAUGUAGCCAUCAAGAUGCAGCUAUUCCAAACUAUGAAAGCAGCCCCCUGCCUCGGCCAUCCCUCCUAUGGGUGCGGAGUGCAGGUCUUGCGUGGUCCUUUGGAGAGAACUUGCCCUUCAAGGACCAUUGAGCUGUUCUGCUUGUUUAAGAUUUGCAGGAAAACAUUGCCAUCUCAUAGAGGCGCCCAUGGGAGCACCAUCUGCAGACUGUGCCGUGCACCUGGAAGGCAGUAGCUUGUCUGCACUGCCUGUAUUUCUCUGCAGCAGGAAAUGCCUUCGUUCUUUGGAGGUAGCGUUUGAAGCUGAGCUGUGGUUAUCCUUCUCUGUUACCAUAUCAGCACACCGUCUGCAUGAAAAUGAUGGGAUGCUGAAUCUUGAGCAGAUGGUACACAGGGAUGGUUUUGUAAAAUAAACAUGUAACACUAAGCCAUUUCUUGCUAUUUUCUGUACUGAAUUUAACAAAUAUCGAGCAUCAGUUGGGGGAUAGAAUUUCUCAGAGACGUGCAAAAAGAGGCUGCUCCUCUUUGCAGGGCGGCUUUGCAAAGGCUUGUUGGAUGUUGGGUUCAGAGCUCAGAUAGUGAUGGCCGCUGCACAGCUGCUAUCCUCGUGGGGAUACGGCUCCUUUAAGAGGGCUUACGGCUGCCUGAAACAUUUCUAAAUCCAGUGUUGCUAUUUCUUUAAGUCUGGUAAAUCCAUGCAAGAAAUGAAGGAGCAGUAAUGCUAGAAGGAAGCUCCAGGCUCUGUUUGCAUUGAAGAGUUAACCUGCUAUUGAGUGAAAGUGUGAAGAGAACCCUGAAACGCUCGCAGCAUGUAAAACCAUGAUCCUUUUUUUGUAUUUAAAACAAAUCAAGACAAAAGGGCAUCAAAAUACACAUUACGAGGAAGAAAAAAACCUUCUCAUUUUUCCCCUUCCUUGGAUUUCUGUGAAAAGCUUACAGCUCAUCAAGUCAAGGGCUGUCACAGCUGUCUCUCACCAUACAGCAAUCAGAAGGAACACCUCUCCUUCAUGUGAGAAGGGAAUUGGCAACUGUACAGAAUCACUGCUGGGGAGCUACUGUGAAGCAGCAGCGCUAGGCUGGUUCUUUUCUGUGCCUGGGUGAGGUUGGGAAUGGGACAGAUUACACAGUGCUGUGGUGCAGAUGUGAGAAGGGGCUGCUUGCUCCUGGUGGUGCAUCCUACUGCCUGACCUCCAGGUUUGGGGUAAGAGGAGUGCCUUUGCAGAGCUGGCCCCUAUGCCUUGUGAUCCCCCACUGUACCUUCCAUCUGGAAGUGCUGGAAACGCUGUGUGCUCUGCCUUCUCCCCAUUAGAAAUCUAUUUGAACAAUCUCUCUGCUUUCUCAGUUUGCUUGGAAAAAGUGCAGAGCAGAAGUAUCACUUUUGUUCCAGCAUUCCGUACCUUUACAUAUGAGGAUCUUUCAACGCUGACAAGCAUUUUAGUUACGCUUCAUUGCAGCCCCCAAUAGCACAGUUCAGCUCUGCUUGGGCUUGUACGAUAGGUCUGACAGUGCCUCACUGUCCUGAAAUAAUUUUCUCCUCUCCUGGUGGCUCGUUCCAUGUCUCACACUCCCAACGCACUCCUCUGUUCUGUGAGGUACAACCCACCAGCUGUUCAUCUAAUAGAAAGAAAUGGAAACUGGGUUAGCAGUGUUUUUUCAUGCGACAUCUGUAAACAUACUCUAGGUUUUCCCUUCCAUUUGUUCUCAUCUCUCUGAAAAAGCUAUUAACUGUGCUCUAAGCAAAGUGUAAUUUGGAACUAUUACACUUUGGUGAAUGUUUAUGGUGAGGCUGAUCACGGCUUGCAGAGGUUUUUUUGUCCCAAGCUGUGCAUGUAAGUAGACAGGGAAGGAAGGAGGGAGGCAAUCAGUGUCCCUGUGGCAGCUGCAGGGCUGGGAAGCAGUGUUCCAUCUCAAUUCUCCAUCUUUUGCUAAGAGAAAGGCCAGUAUCUGAAAGGCUGAUCUCCAGGGCUUUCCCCGCGUGCAGGGGUGUGAGCUCUCCUUGCACUAACACUGAAAUCCUCCACUCCAGCUUCUCCUGUGACACUUGCCUUUGGAAUGCCUGCUUGCCCUUCAUGCCUUCAGAGCUGUGUGGUAUGCAACAAGAAUCUCAUACACUGAUGUUCUUUGUAGCAGGGCUGACUUCUCUCCCACAUCAGCUGAUGUCUUUGGCGAGGCCCAGCCUAGCACCAGCAGAGCCCUGUGUUGCAGAAGCAGGACUCCCUGCUGCCUUUGCAACCGAACAUUGCUGGGACCAUUAUGAGGAUGUAGAGCCAAGCAGAACCAUGCACACAUCCCAAGGCACUGAGAUGUCUGUGAGCAGAGUCCGUUUUCCUCCAGCAGACCUCAGCUAGGUGUCUUAGUGCUCAGCCGGCUCCAAGGCAUGGCAGCAGGUCCUGAGCUGCACUGGUUAACCUGAGCCAGUUUUUCAUUAGUUAAGUCAUAUACAGAUGGUAGGUCCUCAUUAGCCCUGUGGGUUUUUGGAGAGUAGGUGAGCUGGCAGAUUGAGGGGGGAGGGAAACGUAGACAUCUUUGCCCAGGCAGCUGCAAAAGAAGGCACACAUAUGAAAAAAGCUUGUGUGUAUUGGUUAAAAGAUGGUUAAAAACAAACGUUUGCUAUGCAGUAUGUACUGCUGGCUUAGAUGCCUAUGGUCCAGAACCACCUUUGGUCAUCUUUCUGAAUUGCAAUGCACCCGUUGUUGUUUAUUAAGAAAAAUCCUUAGAGGUGUCAUUUUGAGAGGGUGACAACGGUGGCUUUAUGAGAAACCUCACUGCUCAAAGGUGGAUUUCCUUAAUUUUUCUUUUCGCAUGCCAGGCAUGUUAGUGUCGGGGGGAAACAAGAACGCUGGGACAAAGGGAAGGGGGGAAUAAAAUAUUUAAGCAGCACCUCUGCUUAUUUCAUGGUUAAGUUAUUUUGUAUUAGCCACGGAAAUUACUGCUGCGUCUGUUCAGUGAUGAUGCAUGCAGACUGCUCAAUUAGCAAAAAAUCAGAGGGAGAUGACCUCAUGGCUUACUUCUACGGGCCCUUAUUUAUUUUUCACAUGCAGGAGACACCAUAAUCCACCCUCCAACCAAUCUACCACAUAGCUCUGGGAAUUGAUGCUGCAAAGAGACUUUAUGUAUAUAAUUUUUAUGGAAGCAGGCCUACUUUCUGGGGAUAUAAUGUUUCCCAAGUGGUAUGGGUUUGCUUGAGCUUUAUCCCUUGUAGCAGAGCCUUCAGCUCCACAGAGCCUGUGCUGGAGGUCAGCAAGGAGGGAGGGGAGCACUGCCCAGGACUUACCUCCUUGGCCAUGCCUGGAGCAGUUGCUUUGCAGUUGACUGGGCUUUUGUGUCUUAAUUCUCCAGUGGAUUUGGUUUUUAGGCUUCCACAGCAGUUGAAUAAUUAAGAAAUGGAAAAACAAUCGUUCUUUUUAGUUGUGCACGGGCUGCUGUCACUGUGCAAUUAGCAUUAGGCCAAGAGGUGAAGUGUUUGUGCAGAGUAAUGCAGCGUGAGCACGGAGCAGCAGAAAGCACAAGCAGUGGCAAUGGCACAAGCUUUCAGUGGUGGCAAACAGGUAUGCUGUGUGCCUGCCAUGUGCUUCGUUAUAGUGGUCAUUAACACAUGGCUGUCACAGUUGAUUGAGACUCACCACAAAAACAGUUCUGGCAGAGCCUGGCUUCAUGCACAUCAUGUUCUGCACUCAGGACCCAAACCAGGUGUUGCUUCCCCAUAGCACUGUGCUGUGUUGGUAGAACUGCAGCAUUCACUCGGUAGCAGAUAGUACAGCACUGAAGGUCUUCCCAAAUUUCUCACUAAGCUUUGAUAUUUAGGGGUUUUUUUGGACAAAACCCAACAUGUUCAGCACACGCAGUAAUUUUCCUUCACCAAAAUACCAUCUUCCGUGUAGGCAGAUGUAGCAAAUGACCCAGGAAACAAGUUGUGAUGCAGUGCCUGUCUGGCAUCUGUAUUUGUGCAAAACAAUGUAAUUUACAGGAGCAGCCAUCAGCAGAGCUCAGUCCAGAGUUCUCCAACUGACUCAGUGGAAAUAAAUCUGCAAUAAAUUACAUGCCACAGUAGUAGAAGGAGUGUGUCAGAAUAGGUGCUCAAAAUGUUAUUUUGUGGAUUUCUGCCAGCUGCUUAAAGUCAGCAAAAAUGUUUCUGUUUAUUUCAGGGGGAGUUUUAUCAGCCCAAAAUGCAUCAUAAAAGAAGGUGGGGACUUGUGAGAAUUUGGAUAAUUCUCUGUUCAAAAGACGUCUCUGCCAAUCAUGCAAGCUGGAGUGGGUGGGCAGUCUUAUUUUUAAGUUACUGCAUAAAUUUUUCAUAGCAUCUUCAUCACGGUUGAUGCAUUUCCGUCCAUUAUGUAGGGUAAGAAGUUAUAAAUGAUGCUGUUACUGCAGCUUUGUCCGUGAUUCAGCCUGACAGGUCCAGCUGUGAGCACCAGCACCCCUUGGAGAGCUAACCGAUCAUCUUCAGAAAGCAGAAGUUUAAUCUAAAAUAAACAGACUUUGCCCUAAAAUUAACUGAAACUUAAGAAAUUUGUAACAAAAUCCCCCCAAAAUGCAGAAAGUCAGUUUACAUAGGAAAUUUCCUUUUCCCUCUUCAAUGAUUUCUGCCUUACCCUGGCAGUACUUGUCCUUGAAAGAUGAGGAAGUGCUUUUAGCCAAUGUAAGGUCACAUAAACAGGCCUGAAAUCCUCUGUCAGUAGGCUAGCCGCUGUUGUAUUCUACCCUGAAAUUAGUGCCAGCAUGUCAGUUUUGAAACACGACGAAUUGCCCCAUGCUGCUGCAGCAGCAGAACAAACAGCUCUGCUCCCUGCUGCCAGUCUUCCUUUCCAGCCAUCGCUUUGCCUUUGCUUGUCAGUGUGGCUGCAACCAGAUCUGAAGUUUGAACAUAGCCAGGACCUUGUUUUCCAUGCACGUGCGAUCAGUUUGUUGUUCUGAACUGGACAGACUACAGCUGUAAACAGGACCUUGGAAUGGGAGCUGCUGUAUUUAUGAGAUGCCAGUUUGUCAGAGAAAAUCCUAACCAGUGGUGCUCCCAUGACAAGCAGUGAGAGGGGAAACUCUUGAGGUGCAUAUGCAUUCUGCACCUAGCAGCCAGGCAGCAAAUUUCUUCCUCUUCUCAUCUGACCAUCUUCCUUAAAGGAAAAAACAAACCAACCAACCCACCCACGCAACUGUAUUUGACCAACAGAAGCCAGUUGAUAUUAUUUUGGGGGGGGUAUCAGCUUUUGAUACUGUUUCCUCACAGUAUUGUUCUGGACAAAUUGCUAAGCAAACACAGAAAGUGAUGUGUGAGUCAUUGGCUCAUGGGCUGAUCCCAAAGCAUUGUAGUUAGCAGGGUUCCAUCAAGCUGUAGGCUGGUCACUAGCAGGGCUCUCCAGUGCUCCAUUUUAGGGCCAGUUCUCCUUAAUUUCAUGAAGGACUUGGAUGUAGGGCUGGAAGGUGUUCUGAGCAAGUCUGCUGAUGGUACUAAAUGGAGAAAAGCUAUUGGCUCCAUCAAGGGUGAAGGCCUUGCAGAGAUCCAGACUUGGAACACUGCAGAACAAAAAGGACAUACAACCACUAGAUGGUGUCCAGAAAAAGGCUGCAAAGAUGGGGAGGGGUCUGAAAGAGGAGGUGUCUGUGGAGCACUUGGGUUGCUAGGCCUGGAGCAGAGGAGCUGAGGGGAGGCGUCAUGGCGGCUGCAGCUCCUCACAGGGAACAGCACUGGGCUCUGCUCUCCUGAGACAGCAUGGAACUACCUCCGGGUAGAGGGCCAGGUUAAUGAGGAAGAGUUUCUUUGCUGAAAUGGUAGCUGGGCACUGGAAGUGGAUCCCAGGACACUUGAUGGUCAUGGCACCAAGCUGCCAGAGCUCAAGAAGCACCUGGACAGCACUCUCAGACACAGGGUCUGAUUGUUGGGUGCUGCUGCGGGGAGCCAGGUGUUGGACUCCAUCAUCCUUGUGAGACCCUUCCAACUCAGGGUAUUCUUGAUUCGAUGAAGUAAGAUCAGAUGAAUAUUUGCUUUUUUUGAUAGCUGUGCUCUAAUCUACCAUGGCUUAGGUAUCCUGCUUUUCCUCCUUUUCUAAUCAUGAAGGAAGCAAAAUCACUUCUGAUGUGUUCUUAGCAAGUCCAGGCAAAAUAUUCACAGGUAGGCCAGUAGUCACAUACAGAAAGAAGCACUGAACUCACCCAACUGCUGAAGGGGCUCUCUGGCAGUACAGCACUCCUCCUCAGGAAGCAACCCAGCUCUAAGAGAUGCCUACCAUCCAUGGUUGGCCCUUAUGUGAGCCCAGGGGGUUCCACCCUGGGUGCAGCCCUUCUGGUCACCUGGGGAGCACAGAUGCAUGCAAUUUGCCUGUGCUCCCUGGGCAGCUGCACCCCUCCACCAGGUGCUCCAUCACCAGUUCAAGCCAUGACCUGGCAGUUCCCCUACAGCUCUCCCAGCAUCCCCCAGCCCUUGCCAGCAUGUGGCAGCUGUGUGAGGUAGAAAAUUACAGUCUUCUGGUACAUUUUUUCUUCAUUCCAUUAAAAUGUUUACCAACACCUUCCUUGGACACCUCAAAUAGAAGCUGGGAAAUGCUUUUUCAGUAGUGUCUUACCGUUGCUUGCCCAUGGAAGGGAUGUGAAGGCUGCACAGAAGUGGCCCAAAUAUAUCAAUAAAUACAGCACCGCGGUUUCAGACAAGGGGAUAUUGAUCGCAUCUAGGCUACAUUCCAGCUUCCGUGAGCUGGAUUCUGUGGGACACCAUUCCAGUUAGCAGCGUGCUAAUCAGUUGAUUGUGUUGCUUUGCAAGGCAGCAGCAUGCUUAACGCUUACUGAUGUGCAGGAAGGCUUUCUGCAGACAGCACACCACGGGAAGCUGCGGGCAGCUGCUGUUAGCUGGGCUGUAGGGCAGAGUCAUCGCAGAGAAGCUGUGCUGGGCAAGGAUUGAAAAAUGCGACAAAACCCACAUCCCUCAGCAACUGCCAGUGCAGAAAUAGCUGUGCUGCUGCUCCAGAGCGCUCUGCAGGAGUAAGAGCUCUGCUCUGCCUGUGGUUGAAGUGCGCAGGCAUUUGAUGGUAGCACUAAACUUCUCCAGGACACGGCAAGCUUAGGCUGGGGUAUGUUACUAGAUGUUAAGUGGGGUGAGUGGCUGUGCGUUUCCUAACUGCCAUUCAGCCACACUCACAUAGGAGGAAUAAUACAUAGCAUUUUUAUUUUCACUGAGCUUUUCCAGCAGCUCCGACAAUGUUUGUUCCAGCUCCUAGGAGAAGACUGCUUGAUGAGGUAUUCAAGUGAAGCUGGUCAGAUCUAUUCACCAAAUGUUUUCUUCCCAUGCCCACUUACUGCAGCAUUCUCGCUGCUUCCUGAGGCUGCCUGGUGGCUGUUCUCUCCUGCUGCACAACCAGGGUGUUCUUCCUUUUCAGUGUGCCUGGUGCUCCUUCCCCUGGUCCUGCUCUCUGCAUCUGCCAGCUUCACGUUGUGCCUCUCUCACGCUCCAAUGCUCCCCAGUGCUUUCCUUGGACAGUGGAGGUUGGGAAGUCCCAGCUGGGGAGUGCAGCCUGCUUUCUUACAGGCUGUUUUCCGUGCAGUACACCAGGCAAAGCAGGGGUGGAAGAGCCUUCUCCUGUGCUUGAUGUUUCCCCUGGUGACGUACCAGGGCUUGGCUGGCAAAGCAUAGCAUGUGUCUGGGCCCUGGCUCGUUGGGGCUGGCAAAGCAGCUGAACACCCCAGAGGCUGCUCCAGCCAAGAGGAGGGAUGUCUUAGCCCAUCCCACGGCCAGUGCCAUGCUGGCUGAGAAUUUAUUGCAGUCAGUGCCUGUGAAGGACACCCAAGCUGAGGAGAGGGGCAGUGAGCCCUUCCUCCUGUUUCUGAUCCAGGCCGUGCUCAGUGCUCUGAGCUGAAGCAAUCGUUGCUUUCAUUUGCAGAAGGAAUGGGCAAUUUGAAGGAGAAAGGCUGCACCUGCCUCUGAGCCUGGACCAGAAAAACAUGUGGCAGAAAGCUGCAGCUCCUGAGCACAGCACAGCCAGAUCCAUUCCUGUGGUACCUUUCUGCUCCUUACCUGGAGAGCUUCAAGCAUCAAAAAAGUCCUUCAUCACUUUGAUGCCUUUUCUGCCUUUGCAAAGCGAUAUUUGCAGUAUCCUAACUCCUGCAUCAAAACACUUCCGAGUCCCACUACUCGCAAGUCUUCUGGAAAUUUGUGCUUUCAUAGUGCAUGAACCCCCUGGGGAGACAUGAAUUUUUCAGGGCCUUCAUGCAAAUAAAACACAGCAUUUUCCAGUCCUUGGCAUAGCCUCAGGUUUCUCAGUUUUUCCUAACAAAGUACUGAUUUUCUGCUCUCGCAUUUAUUUCUUUUAGUAGAGAUUUUCAGCUGUGCUCUUCAGUUCACACUUGGUUCAGCUCCGCAUAGACAACAUAAUCCUAUUUUUCUUAUUACUUAACUAGAUAAUCAAAAUGUCAAAGGCAUUUCUAUGGCAUGGGGAUUCCCUUAUUUUCUGUCUUAAAAUUCCAGAUGCAGUCGUUUUAAUUCACUUUUAUAAUACAGAAAAAUACAGCUUAGCCGUCAGAAAAAAAAAAGAACAUGGAACUGCACUCAGGGAGACUCACUGUUAAACAGAAUAACAAUAAUACAAAUGCAGAUCAUUGUGCAAAAGAUGUAUGGUAGAAUUGCUCUGUAUUUGGUGUUAGAAAAAGAAAGGCUUCUUCAGUUUUCUUUCCCCGAGAAAGGGACACAGACAGAACUGCUGUCUGUCCCACUUCUCAGCCAUGCAGUUGCACCCCCGGCAUCAAUUUUCCAGCUCUAGAAGUCCUACAGAUGUCUUAGAAGCAAGGACAGGGAGAGAAGCGAGACUGGGCUGAGAGAAGUCACGGUUACCUGCAGUGUUAAGCAUCAGAGAGCCUGUAACAGGAGAGAGCUAACCAACACCUUGAGGCCAUUGAAAACAGAGCAGCUGCUGGCUGAAGGAACUGCUGGCUAUUACCGGCUGCCAGAGGCGAGCAUCAUCUUACCAGCUUCUUUCUAACUCUAAAGAUAAGUCCUUAAAUGCUGUUUUUUGUCUUCCCGACAGGUAAAUAUGUCUACCAGCCCAUGACGCCUGUAGAGCAGCUUCCCAGCACCGAAAUACCUGUGCGCCCUCGGGAGUCUCCGAACACAAUCCAGAUCUCCGUCUCGCUCACCGAACACUUCCUCAAGUUCGCUCCCGUCUUCCAGCCCCCGCUGCCCCCCGACUCCCCGCAGUUCUGCACAAUCGCAGACCUCUUCAUUGACAAUUACCGCGUGAAAUGCAUUAAUGGGAAGAUGUGCUAUGUGCAGAGGCAGCCUCCCCCCAUGCCCCACAAGACAAAGCCCGAGGAAGUCUCUGUUCGCAAUGCCUUAAUCACAAAAGAGAGCAAUACACCAAAAACAGAUCACUGCUCGUCCCCUUCCAGCUCUGAGGACUCCGGGAUCAAUGCGGUGGGGGUUCACUACAUGGAGUCGUGCGAUGAGGACACGGAGGGGGUGGCCGAGCUAAGUUCAGAAGAAGACUACAGCCCAGAUAGCAGCUGGGAACCAGAUGAGUGCCCGCUCUUGUCACCCUCGCAGUGUGAAAUGGAAGUGAUUGAGACUAUAGAAACCACCGUGUGAUCCGACGGGUUGGUGACAGAUCAGUCCAGUUCCCACUCAGUAACGUUGCUUUUGUAGUCUUUAUAUUUUCUGUUUUUUUCUGACAAUCCCUUUUUUCCAGUGCACUUGAUAUUUCAGAUUCCUCACGGGAGCGUGGCCACGGGACUUGCAUCUUGGUGAAAUAGCAGCAGCCUGAGCAAUUUUAACGUGUUCUCUGCCUGAUCAGAUCUCCCACGUCUGCACAUAAGGUAGUGAUAAGACUUUUAUAGCUGAAAAAAGGCCUUUUUCUUGGUCUGGGUUACAUCAUAUGCUACUUCUCAUACGAGGAUGUGCCACUCAGCAUGUUUUCAGCAGUCGGGAUGUUUGCUGGGGGCCUUCAAAGCACAGAGGGUGAGCUGGUGCAGCACGCCUGUAAGCAGCAAAACCAAGUUGUCCUUAUUUCUUAUAAAGAACUAUGCGAAGCGCAGCGACAAGAGGCUUUUUCUGUCUCUGGCCUUCCGCGUGGUCCAUGCUUUUUUCUAGUGCUGAUGUGACCCUUCUCGAAUGCUGUUGGUACCACUCUUCCAGUGGGUUGGUAUGGCAGGCAAGAGAAUGCACAAAGUGCCUCCAACUUCUCCAGGCUAUGCACCGAGCAUCUGCUGAGUUAGGUCCGGCUCUGAAAUCUCCUGGAAGGGCAGCUGUUGCUCCUGAGGGUCAUCUGUUGCCCGGGUCCAGCCGCUCCUUUCUCUGCGUGGAUCUUUGGAAGGGGAUCUGGCUUUUGCAGCUCAGCAGAAGGGGGAGCAGGCAGGGAGGAAGCGCAGCAGUACCAAUACCAUUCCAGACUGGGGUGUAAAGUGAAGGCGAAGGGCAGUGACUACCUCCAAACAUGCAAAAUCCACCCCUAGCUUUGCCCGCUGCUUCCUCCCGCGCCGCGCUGGUUGUGCCAGAUACGUGCACUCAGGACCAAACGGCCUCAGGGCCCGCAUUUGCCUGAAGAAAAACAAAGAUUAAAAACAAAACAUUUGAGCCACACCACUGUGCUGGCAGAGCUCGGGGACGGCGUGGAGGUGCCCGUGGGAGGAAGCCCGUGCACUUGGCGGUGCUGGUCACAGUACCGCCUGGGGUCAUCCUAGCUGGGCGAGGAGGCUUCGGCUCACUCAGUUCAAGAGCAGGUUUUCAAUAGAGCUCUCCUCAAGCAGCUGAGGAGAAAGAGCCGUUCUGCCGGAGGGCUGGUUUCAGCCCCCUGGAUGAAACACAAACGUCUUUCUCAGAAGAUUUCAGUCAGCUUGAGUCAGUUGGAGUCAGUAAUGACUGUUUUUCAGCAGCGUUACUGAAUUGCUUUGUGUAUUUGCUGUUUACGUUUCACAAGUCACUGGUGAACAUAAGGCUGUAUAAACGUGUACAGUUUAGUGAUUGAUACUAGAUAUAGUCGGUGUUAUAGGGUGGCUCAUCUCUCACUGUAUCCUGACAAUGUAUUACUAAUUUUAUACACUUUGUAAUCAGUAUCUUUAGAAAGCGUUUAGGCAACAGUGUGUGUCUGUGCACAUGCGCGUGUGCUAGGAGUUCACCAUAAAUGGUUAUAAAGUAAUACUGUACUUUUUAGACUAACACUUUCAGACAAAAAUAAUAGGUUUUAUAGUUUUGAUGACUUCUAUAAAAAGUGCAAUGCUUGUUAAACGAGGAACUUGGGCCAUUGCAUGGACAGAUGCGUUCUCACAAGGCACUUACAAAGCAUUCUGUUUUUCUGAGGGCAUUUAAGCAAAGGCUGUAGUAGAACUAAGUAGGUUUUAUUUAUUUUUUAAGGGCAGGGUUGUCCUUUCUGGCUAACUAAGGUUUCUAAUAAUGUUUUAGCGUCCUUUGACCACCGAGGCACAUUUCAUAAGGUAGAAGAAAGCAUUAUAUAUAAACCUACUGCAUUUAUUCAUAUUUAAUCUCUCACUUGUAAUCCGAGCGGAGAGCUGCAGAUGCUCAUUCUGGUGUCUGAUCUUCCUGCCCAGGGGAGGUUCUUCCUGGAGCCACAUCCCAGCAACAGCAAGGCUGUUUCUGAGGCCAGGAGCUCCUUGCCCACUGUAGGCACCAAGCACAGGCAGGGGCUCCAGGACCCUUGGUACUGAGCAGAGCACGCCUCGCUCUGCGGGCAGGAGGGCACCUGUUGCGUGUGCAAGGAAAUGGAGUUGGCCAUUGAUGACCAAGACUUCCCAUAAGAUCCUGUGGUCUUGCAGUUUCAUAUCACUGCCGUCAGGAUACAUUAACUGUAAGUAAUUAGCAAUAUUCACAAGCUGUGAGUGUCUCCUACCCAGGAUUUGUUCAGAUGUCAAGCACAAUAAGCUGCCUCUUCCUUCUGUGGUGAAACAUGAGAGGAGCAGCCUGGUGUGGGACAGGGCUAGUUGUGGAGGUGUUCCAGCAGCCAGCAUGGUGGCAGGGUUCUCACUGUGCUCCAUCACACCCCAGUUCAGAAACACGCUCCACAGAAACGCGGUUUCUUUUGUUUGCACAAACACUGCGCAGUCGUGUUGUAAGAGAUGCCCUGAGCCAGUAGCUCCACUCUGCCAGGGAGAGGCGUGUAUAUUUCUUCUUUAAUAAAAUACUCAACAACUGAA
Meleagris gallopavo (turkey) is the source of this 20016-nucleotide messenger RNA. The record is from RefSeq and is a predicted model, not a curated record. Lineage: Eukaryota; Metazoa; Chordata; Aves; Galliformes; Phasianidae.